This is a messenger RNA of Arthroderma uncinatum, 1578 nucleotides long. RefSeq names its product histone acetyltransferase esa1. Bases 1 to 1578 code for a protein of 525 amino acids. The transcript is spliced from 6 exons. Gene Ontology annotation, biological process: regulation of DNA-templated transcription. The record is from RefSeq and is a predicted model, not a curated record. Gene Ontology annotation, molecular function: histone acetyltransferase activity. NCBI's taxonomy places the organism in Eukaryota, Fungi, Ascomycota, Eurotiomycetes, Onygenales, Arthrodermataceae.
AUGGGAGUCCCAGAUGGCCCUCAAGACGGCGUUGGCACGCCAGAUCCUGCAGAUAGAGGUUUCGCCACCUUGAACACCCUCAGCAUCGGUGUAAAGGUGUUUGUCAAUAAGGAUGGAGAGCAGCGGAAAGCAGAGAUCCUUUCUGUAAGGCAGAGGAAGGGAGGGCCUAGUUUUUAUGUUCACUAUGUUGACUUCAACAAGCGUCUUGAUGAAUGGAUACCUGCGUCCAGGAUUGAUCUGACCAAAGAAGUUGAAUGGCCCCAACCAGAGAAGCCUGAAAAGAAGAAAGUAUCUGGCGCAGCUGCGGCUGCGGCUGCAACCAAAUCUCAGCCAAAAAAUCUUAAGCGCGGACAGCAUGGAAGCCGAGAUGUCUCAUCGACCCCAGACCUUCUCACUGGCAAAAACCAGAAUAUUGCAAAGACUCCCCAGCCCUCAAAGGCAGGUGGCAAGGAGAAUCAGGGGGACGAUGAAGGUAGCACACCGUUUGAUAUAUCCAUGCUAGGUAGUGAGGCGCCUUCAAUAAGUGGUACACCUCGACUUCGCGACGGAGACUCUGAAGAUGUCGAGAUGAUCGAUAUUCAAGCCGAGGCAGAAGCCAAGGCGGUCCUCAAGGACGAACAGGAUAAACUUACGGCCGACACUUCUCGAGAGGACGAGAUUGAAAAGCUCAGAACUGGCGGAAGCAUGACUCAAAAUCUAACAGAGGUCCAUCGUGUACGAAAUUUAAGUAAAAUACAGAUGGGCAAGUUUGAGAUUGAGCCGUGGUACUUUUCGCCUUAUCCUACAUCUUUCAGUGAUGCCGAUAUGAUUUACAUCGAUGAAUUUUGUCUCAGCUAUUUUGAUAAUGAGCGUGCAUUUCACAGACAUCGAAGCAAAUGCACACUCUUACACCCACCAGGCAAUGAGAUUUACCGAGAUGAUUAUGUGUCGUUUUUCGAAGUUGACGGCAGACGGCAACGAACCUGGUGCAGAAACUUAUGUCUACUCAGCAAACUAUUCCUGGAUCACAAAACGCUUUAUUAUGACGUCGACCCGUUUCUGUUCUAUUGCAUGGCCACUCGCGAUGCAAACGGAUGCCAUCUUGUUGGCUAUUUCUCCAAGGAAAAGGAGUCAGCGGAGGGCUACAAUGUCGCCUGUAUUCUUACAUUACCUCAAUAUCAACGUCGUGGGUUCGGUCGACUUCUCAUCGCUUUCAGCUAUGAGCUUAGCAAGCGGGAGGGGAAACUAGGGUCCCCUGAAAAACCGCUCAGUGAUUUGGGUUUACUGAGUUACCGACAAUAUUGGAGAGAAACACUUGUCGAACUGCUUGUCGAACCGGGACGAGACGCAAUUAGCGAGAGUGAAUUAGCUACCCUCAGUGCCAUGACUGAAAAGGAUGUUCAUGAAACCUUGGUAGUCUUAGGCUUGCUACGGUAUAACAAAGGAAACUGGAUCCUUGUGUUGACUGACAGUGUAAUGGAGCAACAUAAAAAGCGACUUGAAAAGGAGAAGAUAAGGGGGGCUAGGAAUAUCGACCCAGCCCGUCUCCAAUGGAAACCUCCAGUUUUUAAUGCUUCUAGCAGGACAUGGAAUUGGUAA